AUGAGUGACCUAGACAAAGCCAUUGCACAACUACGAGCUUGUCGACCGAUCCCCGAAGCCCAGGUCCGCGAGCUCUGCUACAAGGCACGUGAGCUUCUCAUUGAAGAAGGAAACGUAGUCUCGGUCGAUGCGCCAGUGACAAUAUGCGGUGACAUCCAUGGUCAGUUUCACGACUUGAUGGAACUCUUCAGAGUGGGAGGUGACGUACCCGACACAAACUAUCUUUUCAUGGGCGAUUUCGUAGACAGAGGCUUCUACUCUCUUGAGUCGUUCCUGCUGCUGCUAUGCCUCAAAGUUCGAUACCCCGAUCGCAUCACGUUGAUACGAGGAAAUCACGAAUCGAGACAGAUUACGACCGUUUAUGGCUUUUACGACGAAUGUAUCCGUAAAUACGGGAGUGCGAAUGUGUGGCGUUAUUGUUGUGAGGUGUUUGAUUAUCUAGCCUUGGGCGCUUUGGUGCUCGGUGCAAGUUCAGAGCUUGAGCCGACGAGUCGGAUUGAGAAUUCACAGAUAGAUGGCGAGUUGGAGACGGAGGUGCUUAAUGCGAAUGGCGAAGUUACAUCUAUGUCUUAUCGGCCUCGGUAUCGAUCGUCAUCAGAUGCAUCGAUUGAUACAAGAGACAUUUCGCCUCCGAGAGAUAUAUCGGCUGCGCCGGGCAAUACUCCGUCUAGAACUGGACCAGCGGGUACAGGAGCAUCUGGCAGUAGCUCAGGAAGCUAUGGCACAACAGCGGGAGCAGUACUAUGUGUCCACGGAGGGUUGUCGCCAUUAGUCGAUAGCGUUGAUAAGAUUCGUCUACUUGACCGAAAACAAGAAGUGCCCCACGAAGGUGCCAUGUGUGAUCUUCUCUGGUCUGACCCUGAUGAAAUCGAAGGAUGGGGGUUGAGUCCUCGAGGCGCUGGAUUCCUUUUUGGCGGCGACAUUGUCAAACACUUUAACCACAAGAAUGAUCUUUCGCUCAUUGCUCGCGCACAUCAACUUGUCAUGGAAGGCUAUAAAGAGAUGUUUGAUGGGGGCAUUGUUACUGUUUGGUCAGCUCCGAACUAUUGCUAUCGAUGCGGUAACGUUGCAGCUAUCCUGGAACUUGGAGAAGAUGCCAGCAAUGGCGGUACAAUCGCACGUACUAACGGCGAUGUUGGAAGGAGUAAUGGCGUACUGCGCAGCGAUAUGGGGAAACAUGUUCCGGGUCCUGGUCGACGGUACAGGGUUUUUGAGGCGGCGGCGCAGGAUACUAGAGGCAUGCCAGCGAAGAAGCCUGUUGCCGAUUAUUUUCUGUGA
Talaromyces amestolkiae is the source of this 1278-nucleotide messenger RNA. RefSeq lists its product as uncharacterized. Lineage: Eukaryota; Fungi; Ascomycota; Eurotiomycetes; Eurotiales; Trichocomaceae. Gene Ontology annotation, cellular component: nucleus; cytoplasm. The record is from RefSeq and is a predicted model, not a curated record. The transcript is spliced from 3 exons. Gene Ontology annotation, molecular function: protein serine/threonine phosphatase activity. Bases 1 to 1278 code for a protein of 425 amino acids. Gene Ontology annotation, biological process: peptidyl-serine dephosphorylation; double-strand break repair via homologous recombination.